Messenger RNA from Mugil cephalus (flathead mullet), 4346 nucleotides. It is a transcript of the gene lrp10, whose product is annotated as low density lipoprotein receptor-related protein 10. Bases 646 to 3012 code for a protein of 788 amino acids. NCBI's taxonomy places the organism in Eukaryota, Metazoa, Chordata, Actinopteri, Mugiliformes, Mugilidae. The transcript is spliced from 10 exons. The record is from RefSeq and is a predicted model, not a curated record. Gene Ontology annotation, molecular function: protein binding. Gene Ontology annotation, cellular component: plasma membrane.
CCAACCAACAUGUUGUGAUGUAUUAGGGUACUUAAGUCUUUUGUGUAGUGCUGCGAACGAUUUCAUUGUGGUGUCGCGGAGUAUAAAAGGCGACUAACCGAAGAGAAGUGGGGAUGUUAGCGCUAGCAUGUAGCUCGCUAGUAAGCUAGCACUGAGAGCUGCUGUGACCGAAGAAGCAGCUGCUUCAAACCGAAACUAUAGCUUCGCCUUAUCUCGGGAUACGAUCCAAACGCGCAGGGAACAAAAUGUGACAUUAGUCGAUCAGAACUCGACGUCGACGUUGUUUUAAUUCACUGGGGGGGGGAACAGGAGAACUUUGAAAAUAAUUCGUUUGACGAGUGUUUCCACUCGGAAAUGGGAGCGUUUCGGGCGUCAUUGUUGAGAAGAUUAUCGGAAGGAAAUCGCUGUGUGUGUGCGUGAACUCAGAGAGAUCAAAAUAACCUCUACGUUUAAAGUGCCUGCGCAAUAUGCCUGCGUAACAGUCUCAUUCUUACACAUCGUAAUAGUGGAUUAUUACAAGAUGAAGUCUUCCUGAAUGUAACCGCAAAAUGGCAUUUCUUCUCUGACAUUUUUAAACAUUUUUUUUUAAUUACUUUUCUGAGUCUUCGCAUAAAGAAAUUAACAUUUCAGUUGAGCUUCACCACGAUGACAGUCAGUUACAUCUAUGUCCUGCUACUUGUCUCCGUAAUAGCAUGCAGCCGCUUCCAGCAUGCUCUCUGCGCUGCCCGCUGUGGGCAUUCCCCUGAGGUCUUGGACACUAAAGUGGGAGAGAUCAGGAGCUCUGCUUACCACAGCUGGUCGUACCGCUUUGGCUCUACCUACGACUGCUGGGUCAUCAAGGGUUCGGAAGAAGAGCCCAUCGUGCUCAGCUUUUCGCAGUUUUCCGUACGGUGCAGGAAGGAAUGGUUAUCUAUAAAAUCGUCAAUCGGCGGGGAGCCGGUUGUCCUUUGUGGUUCCACUUUGCCACAGCCUUUGGAAUUCAAGGGGGGAAACAUAACAGUGAUGCACCACUUCCUCCCACAUCUGUUCCCGGUGUCAUCGUUUCUGUUGAGCUACUCCAGAGACUCGGGCGAAUGCCCGGAGACAUCUUUUAAAUGCCUCAGCGGUCGGUGCAUUCCCCUCUCCUGGCAGUGUAACGGCCAGGUGGAGUGUCUCGAUGAAGGAGCUGGCCUCGGAACUGAUGAGCUCGGCUGUGAUGAAGAAGUGGACAACGCAGAGGUUAACGCCGCGGCGUUUACAGAGAGGAACCACGUUUGGGACUUAGACAGACGUAAAGUCACAGACAACGUCAUGGAUAAACAAGCCGAGCGGUAUAACGACGGUGAUACCUGGGGUCUGGACCAAAAGCAGACUCGCACUCAUAAGGACCCUGCUGUGACACCCACUCCCAUCGACUGGCCUUGCGGGGGGCGUCUUCAGACCUUUUAUGGGACGUUCUCCCCUCCAGCCAGUCAGGGUCCUCCCCUGUACUGUGUCUGGACUCUUGACCCUCAGGACCCAAGGCCGCUGAGGUUGGACCUGCAGCAGCUGGUCCUGGGACCUGGGGAUAGAAUUACAGUCUAUAACCGAGAGCAAGGCGGCGGAGAAAUUAUUAAAAUUAUCACCAGCUCCUCCAACUACAACUCCAUCCAGGUGGAGUCCCACACCGGCGUGCUGUCGCUGGCGUACGAGAAACGCGCUGGCUCGGAAGGGGGCGGCUUCAAUGCCACGUUUCACGUCGGAAACUACUGCCCUCCUUGGGAGGGCCGGUGCGGGGGAGCGUCGGGGGGCUGCUACACGCAGCAGCAGCGCUGCGACGGGAAGUGGGACUGUCCCGAGACGGGAAAGGACGAGGAGGGGUGCAGGGGCUGCAGCCAGAACCAGUUCGCCUGCGGGAUGAUGGCGCCGAAAGUGGAGGGGUCCGGCCACUUCGCCGGCCGGCCGGUGUGUUACCCAGUGACGGAGAGGUGCAACUAUCAGCUGUACUGUGCCGACGGCAGCGACGAGAGGGACUGCACCGUGUGUCAGCCCGGGACCUUUCACUGUGACAGUGACAGGUGCGUGUUCGAGAGCUGGCGCUGCGACGGCCAGGUGGACUGUAAAGACGGCACCGACGAGCUCAACUGCACCGUCAUCCUGCCCCGCAAGGUCAUCACCGCGGCGACGGUGGGCAGCCUGGUCUGCGGACUGCUGCUGGUCAUCGCCAUGGGCUGCACCUGCAAACUGUACUCGCUCAGGACCAGGGAGUACAGCAUGUUUGCUCCAAUCAGCCGCCAGGAGGCCGAGCUCAUCCAGCAGCAGGCUCCUCCCUCCUACGGUCAGCUGAUAGCGCAGGGCAUCAUCCCUCCAGUGGAGGACUUCCCCACGGAAAAUCCCAACGAGACCUCCUCCCUCUCCCUGAGGGGAAUCCUCCAGCUCCUCCGCCAGGAUGCCGCCAGCUCCCCGCAUCGCAGGCGCAGGCCCAGGUUCAUCCGCCGCGCCGUCCGCCGCAUGAGGAGGUGGGGCCUCAUCCCCAGGCCCCCCUCCCGGCCGACCCAGACCUCGAGCUCCGGGCAGCAGUCGGACGCCGCUCCCUCCGGUCAGGAGGCGGCCCGCUCCGCCACCACCGGCUCGUCGUCGGCCGUGGAGGCGGUCAACCAGCCGGUGCCCCAGAAACUCGGCCUCUUGGCUCAGUCGGAGCACCAGCACCAGCACCAGGAAGCCCUGCUGCCGCUGCCCCCGCCGCCCGUCGCCUCCCCUCCUCCGCCCCCGUACGCUCCCCCGGCUCCGGCCCCGGCCGCUCCCCACACUCCUCCGGUCGCGGUCCCGCCGAGUAGCCCCUCUCUGGCUUCCAUCUUGCACACGUUAGGCCUGAGCAUCUCCCUCUUCAGAGGCUCGCCCUCCUCCUCCUCCUCCUCCUCGUCCUCCUCCACCAACUCCAUGCCCCUCUCCGCCUCUCCGUCUUUCUCCUCGUCUUCCUCCGACGACGAGGUGCUGCUCAUCCCCCUGUCUGAAGACACCACUUCAGAGGACGACGUGCCCAUGCUCACCUGAACGACUUCCUCCCUCGCCCAGUACCCACCCCCACCCCCACCCCCACCCCCACCCCUCUCCUCUAUCGCCUCUACUCACCGAUAAUAACUGAAACCCAGUCUUUCCACGUUAGUUCGAACUCAAGCACAGGAGUGGCCCGCGACGAGACUCGUCCUCUCCGUGCAAGUCUGGUGCCUUUUGCAAUUGCUUUGAGUUGGAUUUGUUGACAUAUGGAAUCAAGUAUUUGACCUUCUUCUUCUUCUUUUAUUUUUUUUUUCUUUUAAAAGACCUCCUUAGCAAGGUGUAGAUGAAAGGGUGUUGUAUGUCGGAGACAAAGCGUAGGUGAGUAUUGAGUGUGCACUUAAUUAACGCUGGGCUGCACAUCGAAGGUAAACUUUUGCACAGAAGAAUCUUCCCUAUCCAGACACUGAGGCCGGCUUCUGUCAGGCUGAAUGAUCAGAGUUCUUAAAAUGGAAACUAUUAUGUUUGUAUGACUGCAACUGUGUGAAUGCAAUUGCAUCUUAGUCUUACAUGGACAGUGGAGUGCGGCUCUAGAUGUGGGUCGCUCCAUAUACUUCUGCCACUUGCAUCUAAUCUCAUAUCACAUAUGUAUAUUAAAAAAAAAAACAAGAAAUCAUUUCCCCUGUUGAAGUGCCUUUUAAGGAGACGGCUUGAGGAGACUGAGAUAAUUCCUGAACACACACUGCACACAGAAACCCACAGAGGCUCACGUUUUCCUCACGUCACAGCACGAACGCGGGGAGGGGAAAAAAAAAAUGCAUGUGUUAUCUGCGAGCUGGCAAUAAUAACGACCUCCCCCCGAGCCCCCGACUUCUUCAGUGCACAUUGAUCGCAACGUAACACGUGGCGUGCGCAAGUAAGACACGGGUGUAUCCUUCCCAAGUGAAUGAAUGUAAAAGCAAAUGUGUCAAAAGACAAUCUCUUCGGUGCCUGAUUAUGUGUUUGCGUGGGUGUAGUGUGUGCAGAGAGAUGAGGCGCCCCGGGCGAUGAAAAGGGGGGGGCCCCCAAAGUCACAAAACCAACCUCAAUUCCUGACGGGACUUAAUCACAAUCUGUCACGUUUUAAAACAACACACUCGUCGUGUGCCAUUUGUAUUAUUAUUAUUGUACAUUUUACGGUGUUUCAUUUGAGCUGCAUAUCUCUUUCUUUUUUUUUUUUUCCCCCUCUUAAGUUGUUCUGUUUGCUUUGUUGAAUGUAUUAGAGUCGGUGUGGACUAGCCAGAUGUUUUAAAUUUGCAAUGUAAUGAGGUAAACGAGAGAGAAAGUGAUUUUACGAGUCAAUUUCACUGUAUAUAAGUAAAAAUGUGGCUGAGAUUAAACGAUUUGCACUUUUA